This is a messenger RNA of Indicator indicator, 1439 nucleotides long. RefSeq names its product RNA binding motif protein 45 (gene RBM45). Gene Ontology annotation, molecular function: RNA binding. Bases 1 to 1383 code for a protein of 460 amino acids. The record is from RefSeq and is a predicted model, not a curated record. The transcript is spliced from 9 exons. NCBI's taxonomy places the organism in Eukaryota, Metazoa, Chordata, Aves, Piciformes, Indicatoridae.
AUGGAAGAAAGCAGCGGCAUCCGCCUCUCGGCGGAGUGCCUGGAUGAACCGCCCAACAGCCGUAUCUUCGUGGUGCUGGGCAAGGACACCGGGGAGGCGGUGAUCCGGGAGCGCUUCGCGCCCUUCGGGGACAUCCAGAACAUCUGGCUCCUGCGGGACAAGCGCACCAACGAGUCUCGCGGCAUCGCCUUCAUUAAGUUCGCCCGGAGCUCGCAGGCCUGCCGAGCCAUGGAGGAGAUGCAUGGCCGAAGCCUAGUCCCGGACACCAAGCCCAUCAAGGUAUUUAUUGCACAGUCAAGAGCUUCUGGAAGCCACAGAGAUCUUGAAGAUGAGGAGCUUACACGAAUCUUUGUUAUGAUACCAAAAUCCUAUACAGAGGAGGAUCUACGAGAAAAGUUUAAGAUGUAUGGAGACAUUGAAUAUUGCAGCAUUAUUAAAAACAAGACUACUGGAGAAAGUAAAGGUUUGGGCUAUGUGAGGUAUUUAAAGCCAUCCCAAGCUGCCCGAGCAAUUGAAGAGUGUGAUCGAAGCUACAGGGCCAUUUUGGCUGAACCUAAAAAUAAGUCAUCUGAGUCUUUGGAACAUGAUUAUUACAGUAAUAACACAAGGCAAGAACCAAGAGGAAAUACAUUUCCAUUUUGUGGGCAGCCAGAGUUUUGUAGUUUUGAAAAAAGUGAGAGCAGAAUUCAAGAGCCAGUCUCCAAACGUCUGUCAGUGGUGUCACGGCUUCCCUUUAUCCAAGAGCAGCUGUUCGCCCUCUUUGAUCUGGUUCCAGGACUGGAAUAUUGUGAUGUUCAGCGAGAUCCUCAUACCAAUAGUGGGUAUGCUGUGAUUCAGUACAGUACUGCUGCAUCAGCCAUUUAUGCCAAGUAUAAAUUGCAUGGGUUUGAGUAUCCUCCUGGAAAUCGAUUAACUGUUGUUUUCCUAGAAGAUGGGAGUGAUAGCUCAGACGUCAUCAGAAAAAUGGCAACACAACUGGUAACAGCACAAGUGUCAUCAGUGUUGCGGAAUAACAGUGCGAUUCAGUCAUUUGGAGGAACUUCUGGCUCACAAUUACUUCAGCCCCAAACAGAUGCCAUACUUCCACCACACAAAAAAAAAGUUCCACCUGAUACUACUGUGAAGGAAAGGCUUUUCAUACUUUUUCAUCCCCAUCCUUUACCUGUAAAUGUGUUGGAGGAUGUGUUCUGUCGUUUUGGACACUUGAUAAAAGUCUACCUUGUGGCUGGAAAAAAUGUGGGCUAUGCAAAAUUUGCAGACAGAGCAAGUGCCAGUGAUGCCAUAACUGCGCUACACGGCAAGAUUGUGAAUGGUGUCAGGCUUAAAGUAAGGUUGGCAGACUCACCCACAGAAGAAUCUAACAAACGCCAGAGAACCUACUGAGCAGGUGAGUACCCAGUCUUAGCUGUUACUUAUACUGACGUUCAACUGGUUCAGAA